This is a messenger RNA of Hibiscus syriacus, 1389 nucleotides long. RefSeq names its product WD40 repeat-containing protein HOS15-like. Bases 1 to 1374 code for a protein of 457 amino acids. The record is from RefSeq and is a predicted model, not a curated record. NCBI's taxonomy places the organism in Eukaryota, Viridiplantae, Streptophyta, Magnoliopsida, Malvales, Malvaceae. The transcript is spliced from 12 exons. Gene Ontology annotation, cellular component: histone deacetylase complex. Gene Ontology annotation, molecular function: transcription corepressor activity; protein binding. Gene Ontology annotation, biological process: regulation of transcription by RNA polymerase II.
AUGAUAAAAGAGAAAAGGAAGAAUAUCCAAAAGGAUAUAAACAAAGCUAGGGACAAAGAUAAAGAUAAAGAGGUUGAGAGGGAGCAUGAAAGAGAGCGUGGACGAGUGCGAGAGAAAGAAAGACACGAAAAGGAGAAGGAACGUGAAAAGGAAAGGAAGAGGGCUGAAAGAAAUAAGGAGAGAGAAAAACAACUUGAAGAACUUGCUUAUAGAGAGAUGGUUUUGGAUCAAAAAGACAAGGAUGUCGUUAGGACCAGAACCUAUAUUGCUACUAUGCCAACCCCAACAUCUCAUGAUGCUCGUGAAAUUCCUAGCUCCGAGGUUACCAUUUUGGAAGGGCAUACUUAUGAGAGCCCAACCGGUUCACUUCUUGCAUCAGGAUCUGGAGAUUCUACAACUUGUAUUUGGACAAUAUCUGAUGGCCUUUUCAGAUCUGGUACACAAAACAGUCCUUUAAAUGUUCUAGUUCUGAAGCAUGUAAAAGGAAGAACAAAUGAGAAAAGCAAAGAUGUGACAACGCUUGAUUGGAAUGGUGAGGGGACGUUGCUUGCAACAGGUUCAUAUGAUGGCCAAGCAAGGAUUUGGACUACAAAUGGUGAACUAAGAACUACGUUGAGUAAACACAAAGGACCUAUAUUUUCUCUGAAAUGGAACAAGAAGGGUGAUUAUCUUCUUACGGGAAGCUGUGAUAAAACGGCAAUUGUGUGCGAUGUCAAAGCAGAGGAAUGGAAACAGCCCUUUGAAUUUCACACAGGUCCAACCCUUGAUGUUGAUUGGCGGAACAAUGUUUCAUUUGCAACAAGCUCCACUGACAAUAUGAUAUGUGUUUGCAAGAUUGAAGAAACACGCCCUAUUAAAACCUUUGCGGGUCAUCAGGGUGAAGUAAAUUGUAUCAAAUGGGAUCCUACAGGUUCACUGUUGGCCUCUUGUUCUGAUGAUAUUACUGCAAAGAUAUGGUGCAUGAAGCAGGACAAGUAUGUUCAUGAUCUGAGGGAGCAUUCAAAGGAGAUAUAUGCCAUCAGAUGGAGUCCUACUGGGCCAGGGACAAACAAUCCUAACCAGCAGCUAGUUCUUGCAAGUGCGUCAUUUGACUCUACUGUAAAGCUGUGGGAUGUGGAACUAGGGAAACUUCUCUACAGCUUGAAUGGACACAGGGACCCUGUAUACUCGGUUGCAUUUAGCCCAAAUGGAGAGUAUCUAGCCAGUGGAUCUCUUGAUAAGUCCAUGCACAUCUGGUCCUUGAAGGAAGGGAAGAUUGUGAACACAUAUACCGGCAAUGGCGAAAUAUUUGAAGUCUGUUGGAACAAGGAAGGUGGCAAGAUUGCUGCUUGUUUCGCAAACAAUACGCUAUGCAUCUUAGACUUUAGAAUGUAACAUACCUAGAAACUU